AUGCAAGUGGCGCAACCAUCGCUCUCUCGUGCAGUCAAUGUGGACAUCCUGUUGUUGAUACCACAUCGAGCAGCAUUUCUCUGUCAUGUAUGCCGAGUGAUGACUGGCUUCAGACAUCGCCAUCCGCUGACUAUUAUUGUCGCGACUCGUGCGGAGCAGGAUGUGAUCCGGAACGGCACAGCAAACAUCGCGAUGGUACAGAAUCAGCCACAGUGCACUCAGAUUGGCUUCCAAAUAACAAACGAUUCUUGUUGA
Molecule: messenger RNA, 255 nt
Organism: Cooperia oncophora
Lineage: Eukaryota; Metazoa; Nematoda; Chromadorea; Rhabditida; Trichostrongylidae
Source: the annotation of a GenBank genome assembly